AGGGACAGUUUUGAGGCGCGGGAGCAGACUUGGGGUCCGAUGCGUGCGUUCGCCGUCGCGGUCAGGCGCGCCAGCGAGAGGAGCGGAAGUCCCUGGGACUUCACGUCAGCCCUGGGAGCCCGGGGGACUGGGCCUCAAUGGCUGUGUGACGGGCGAGCCCACGCGCCGCUGCGAGCCCGCUGGAGGCCCCGGCGCAGACAUGGAUUCUGUGACCUUUGAAGAUGUGGCUGUAAGCUUCACUGUGGAUGAGUGGGCUUUACUAGAUCCUUCCCAAAAGAAACUGCACAGAGAUGUUAUGGAGGAAACCUUCAGAAACCUGACUGCUAUAGGAAGAACACCAGAAGAGCAGCACAUAGACAAUGACCACAGAUAUUCUAGAAGAAAUCAAAGAAAUGCAGUUGUGGAAAGACUGUUGGAACAUAACAAAGGAAAUGAAUGUGAAGAAAUCUUCAGACAGAUUCCAAAUACCUUUUUGAACAGGAAAAUGUCUCAUAGAACAAUGAUUUGUGAAAGCCAUGUGUAUAAAGACAACGUGCUCAUCAGUCAUUCGUCUCUUAAUGUGUCCGUGCCUCUUCAGACUACAAAAAAACCUCAUCAAUAUGAGCUAUGUGGAGAGAGCCUUUAUAAGAUUGGGGAAUGUGAGAAAGCCUUCAUUUAUCCAGAAUGCUUUCUGAAGCAUGAAGACACUGAUACUAGACAGAGAUCCUAUGACUUUAACCAGUGUGAGAAAAUCUUCAAAAGCAAUGGUUACAUUCAAAUACAUGUGAAUAAUGAAACUAGAGAGGAAAUAUGUAUGGAUAAGCAGCAUUAUAAUUCUUUUACUUAUCCUGAUUUUCUUCAGUAUGUUGAAAAGAUCCACACUGGAAAGAAACCCUAUGUAUGUAAACAAUGUGGGAAAACCUUUUCUUUUUUGAGUAACAUUAGAAGACAUGAACGAACUCACAGUGGAGAGAAACCAUACAAAUGUAAUAAGUGUGAUAAAACUUUCACUUGUUUGACUAACUUUCAAGAACAUGAAAGAACUCACACUGGAGAGAAACCCUAUUUGUGUACACAAUGUGGGAAAUCUUUUUCUUUUCUGAGUAACAUUCGAAGACAUGAACGUACUCAUACUGGGGAGAAACCAUACAGGUGUAAUCUAUGUGGUAAGGCUUUCAGUUAUUUGACUAACUUUCAAGACCAUGAAAGAACUCACACUGGAGAAAAACCAUAUGUGUGUACACAAUGUGGAAAAGCUUUCACUUACUACUAUUCCUUUCAAACACAUAAACGAUGUCACACUGGAGAGAAACCCUAUGUCUGUAAGCAGUGUGGGAAAGCCUUCAGUUAUUACAAUUCCAUUCAAACACAUAAACGAUGUCACACUGGAGAAAAGCCCUAUGUAUGUAAGCUGUGUGAUAAAGCCUUUACUACUCUCAGUUCUCUUCGUUAUCAUGAGAGGAUUCACAGUGGUGAGAAACCCCAUGUAUGUUUGCAAUGUGGAAAAGGUUUCAAUUCUUCCAGUACGCUUCGAAUACAUGAAAGGAUCCACACUGGAGAGAAACCCUAUAAAUGUAAACAAUGUGGUAAAGUCUUUAGUGUUGACAGUUCCCUUCGAUACCACGAAAGGAUUCACAGUGGGGAGAAACCCUAUGUAUGUAAGCAGUGUGGAAAAGCCUUCACUCGUCACACCUCCCUUCGAUGUCAUGAAAGGAUUCACUGUGGGGAGAAACCUUAUGUUUGUAAGCAAUGUGGGAAAGGUUUUAUUUCUUCCAGUAAUUUUCGAAAACAUGAAUCAACUCAUUCUGGAGAGAAACUCUGUGUAUGUAAACUAUGUGGUAAAGCCUUUACUGAUCAUAGUUCACUUCGACGACAUGAAAGAAUUCACAGUGGAGAAAAACCCUAUGUAUGUAAGCAUUGUGGAAAAGGUUUCUCUUCCUUAAGUGGUUGUCAGAGACAUGAACAAAUUCACACUGGUGAGAAACCCUAUGUCUGUAAGAAUUGUGGGAAAGCCUUCACUAAUCCCAGUGCCCUUCGAAAUCAUGAAAGGAUUCACAGUGGUGAAAAGCCCUAUGUAUGUGAGCAGUGUGGGAAGGGUUUCAUUUCUUUUAGUAAGUUUAGAAUACAUGAACGGAUUCAUACUGGAGAGAAACCAUAUAAAUGUAAACAAUGUAUGAAAGCCUUUACUGGUCACAGUUCCCUUCGACGUCAUGAAAGGAUUCACACUGGAGAGAAACCUUUUGUAUGUAAACAGUGUGGGAAAUCCUUUUAUACUUUAAGUGACUGUCAGAGACAUGAACAAAUUCACACUGGUGAGAAGCCUUACAUUUGCAAGCAAUGUGGGAAAACCUUUACUCGUUCCAGUUCCCUUAAAAUACAUGAGAAGAUUCACACUAGAAGGAAUUCCUAACCUUAAAACAUGAAAAAGUAUUUUUAACAUGGUAAUGCAUAAAACAGAACCAGUGUCAUGUCUGUGGAAAUGCCUUUAGUCAUCUUGGUUGUAUUCACAGACAUAAUAUUAUAUAUCAUAGUGAAUAAUCUUAAAUGGGUGUGCACAUGUCUUCAGUUGGCUGACCUCUAAGAAUGUACUCAGUAUCAAAACUUGUAUAGCAAAGUUAUCUGCUAUAAAACAGUUUCCAAGGUUUUGUGAAAAGAUAAUUUUUUUAUGCUUCCUUUGAAUGAGUUUGAGAAAGAAUAUUGCAUUAAUUGGUCAAUAAUUCAGAAGAUAAGUCUCUGGGAUGUAUCUAAUUUUUUACUCUUGUAAAUAAACUUUCAGAUGACUUAAUCUCUAAGGUUUCUUUAAGCAGUGGGGAAUGAAUUUAAAAGAUAGUGUCUUUUUUACUCAAGUUGUGUAUAUUUCUUUUCAUGGUGGAUCCAUAUGUAAAUCAAAUGUAUUUCUAAUGUAUU
Messenger RNA from Phodopus roborovskii (desert hamster), 2886 nucleotides. Its product is annotated as zinc finger protein 14. Bases 200 to 2389 code for a protein of 729 amino acids. The transcript is spliced from 4 exons. Gene Ontology annotation, biological process: regulation of DNA-templated transcription. Lineage: Eukaryota; Metazoa; Chordata; Mammalia; Rodentia; Cricetidae. The record is from RefSeq and is a predicted model, not a curated record.